UCAUCAGGCUACUCGCGACCUGCAGGUCGCGUCCAAGUUCGCAAACUGCGCGCAGCGUAUUGCACUCAUGCUCGCCGACAUGGCCAAGUGCAUGCCACGCUUCGAAGAGUACGCCCGUCUUUUCCCGACGAGCGACCGACUGCAGCUUCGGUUGGUGGAUGUUUAUCAAAUAUUUGUCCUGUUCUGCGUCGAAUCAUUCAAGUUCUUCAGAUCCAAGCUCGCCUUCCUUGUCGUCAUCGUGACCUGGAGGUCCAUGGAUAAGCGAUUCGAAAAUGCCCUCGCACAGCUCAAGGAGGGAAAGCAGGAACUGGAGAACGAAGUUAGGGCUGCCAACAUUCAGGUCGCGUUUGUCCGAGAAUCUGCGGCGGAGAAACGUCACCAGGAUGUGAUCGAUGCCAUCCCCGCGGCCUUCAACGUUGCUCGUCUGAUCAAGCCAUCGGAACUUCUACAUGAGGAUCAGAACCCUCAUUUUGUGGGGCGUGACGAGGAGCUGACCAUGAUACGAAGCCAUGUCCUCCAUGCCGCCCCCCCUGGCACCAAAAGACUGAAAAGGGUCGCGAUCCACGGCAUUGGUGGCAUGGGCAAGAGCCAGCUGGCCUUGGAGUACACCUUUCAGUUGCGGUCCUCUUUCAGGGCAGUUUUUUGGAUUCGAUCUGAAGUCAACACGGUGCUUCAGCAGGACUUUGGGCAGAUUGCGAGGAUUCUUGGCACAGACCAGGUUGCCGGAAAAGACCUCGAAUGGAGCAUACAAGCUGCGAAGGACUGGCUCUCGGGAACAGACGAGCCGUGGCUUCUUGUUUUCGACAACGUCAACGACGCAGACGCCGUGCUCAAAUACUGGCCCCAUUCGGGCAAUGGCAUCGUUAUCGUUACGACACGAGACAGGGAAAUCGCCCAACUUCUUGCCGGCGGCAGCCUGAUGCUCGAGCUCAAUGGCCUCAAGGAAACCGAGGCGGCUGAUAUCCUUGGCAAGAUCGAUCCCCGCAUCAGCAAAUCGCCGCUCGCCAGCAGCGUCGCGAAUGAGGUUGGCAGGAUGCCCCUGGCGCUCUGUCAAAUGGGCAGCUACCUUCGACAGACAGGUUGUGACGUCGACCAGUUCCUCCAGGCACUGAAGGAACACUCAGAGAAGCUAUACUCAGACGUGGACAGCAUCAAAUCCUUGCGGUAUUCCGACACCCUCGCCAAGUGCUGCGACCUGUCCAUUGGUCUCCUGAAGGGACAAGCCCUUCAUCUCCUUGGUGUCCUCGCCUUCUUUCAGACAGACAACAUACAGGAGGUCCUGAUCAUUCAGGGCUGCGCGACCGUCCCGCGUAUACAGCACUUGCGAGACUUCAUGGAAUGGAACGAUUCGAUCCGCACCCUGGCGAGGCACAGCCUGGUUUCGCAUCUCAUAGGACCAUCAGGCAGCAUGAUACGCAUCCACCGAGUGAUCAAGCGGCGUGUGCUUCAAUUUCUCGACCUUAAAGUCCCCCCCCUUCGAGCCUACGCCUUCGAGGACGCCGCCUGUCUUCUCAACCAGGCGUUCCCCCAGAGGCCACCUGACGGUGGAACCAUGUCAAAAAAAUGGACAGAAUGCGCGCUGUGGAUCCCACACAUCCUCAGCUUAAGAGAUGAGUUUGUGCUACUCAGAAAGCCAGGGGAGACUAUUCCAGACAGCUACGUCGAGGUCCUGGUGAACUGCGCUUACUACAUGUGGGAGCGGGGCUCGGCAGAGGCUUCAAGUGUGGCGUCCCACGCCCUUGACGUUUGCAUCGAGGCAGGCAACUUUGAGUCGAGCCCAUUGUGCGCCGAUAUCCUCACAGUCGUGGGGGCGUUGAAGAUGGGGGCCCGCGAAACGCGCCAGGAGGCUCCCGACUUUUUCAAGAGAGCCUUGGAUGUCAGAAAGCGCUACUCCGAAACGCCGAUGCUUCCCCUAAGUCGGGAUGACCAUCGGCAGCUCGCUAAUGCCUACAACAACACAGGGGUUGGAGCUCUGAUCGUCGAGAAGUACGACGAAGCCCUCGAGUUGUUCAAGUCAAGCAUGGGCGCCAAAGAGUCCCUUGGCACCGAGAAAACACUGCCCUACGACUUUGCCAUCAGCCAUUACAACAUCGGCCGGGUGUAUAUGGAGCAAGGGCUGACUUCGGAGGCUUUAGCUCAUGUGAAACGGGCAUUGGAGCUGGCCGAGGGCCAUAAUGGCGCAAAUGACUACCGGAGCAACCAAUUCCGCUUCACAUAUGCUGAUCUGCUAGUCGCCACCGGGUCGCUCGACGAGGGGCUAAAGGCCCACGAGGAUACUCACAAAAGCCGCGAAGAAUUCAUGGGAGCAUCCAGCCAUGAUGUUGCUGUCAGCCACUACGGGCUCAGCUGCGUGUAUCAGAAGCUAGGACGGCUUGAAGAUGCAAGACGAAAUAUCGAUCUUGCCAUCGGGAUUUUCAGCGAUUUCCCUGGUGCGGAGGAUCGCUUGGCGAGAUCGUAUUUCAGGAGGUCUCUGAUACUCGACGAUCUCCAAGAUUCUGUCGGUGCACUAAACUCCAUUACUGAUGCAAAGGAAACUCGUGCGCGGGUAGAUGGACAAUCUCGGGCAGGAAAGAACACGAUGAAGGACUACGAUUCACUAGUUUGCUACUACAACAGGUAAAGGAAGGAGGAAAAAACUACAAGGACUCAGGAUCCACCUCUCAGUCGAUACAGCUGUGUCACAGAUCAGAAAAGACGACCGCUCUGGCUUCUAUGCUGAACCGGGGGUGCUGAGAAUCCGGAAUAGCGUGCUCUG
Molecule: messenger RNA, 2755 nt
Organism: Gaeumannomyces tritici R3-111a-1
Lineage: Eukaryota; Fungi; Ascomycota; Sordariomycetes; Magnaporthales; Magnaporthaceae
Exons: 4
Coding region: 68-2620 (850 amino acids)
Molecular function (GO): protein binding; ADP binding
Source: RefSeq, a predicted model, not a curated record